Molecule: messenger RNA, 944 nt
Organism: Rhincodon typus (whale shark)
Lineage: Eukaryota; Metazoa; Chordata; Chondrichthyes; Orectolobiformes; Rhincodontidae
Product: A-kinase anchor protein 10, mitochondrial-like
Exons: 3
Coding region: 29-373 (114 amino acids)
Biological process (GO): intracellular protein localization
Cellular component (GO): plasma membrane
Source: RefSeq, a predicted model, not a curated record
UCUUUAAUCCUUACUUUCUUUCUAGUACAUGGAGAAAGAAGAAGCUGUAAAUAUCCUGCAGUUUUGGUUGGCUGCAGACAACUUCCAAGCUCAACUGGCUGCUAAAAGCGGGCAAUAUGAUGGUCAAGAAGCACAGAAUGAUGCCAUGAUCUUAUAUGAUAAGUACUUUUCUUUGCAAGCUACACACCCAUUAGGAUUUGAUGAUACUGUCCGAUUAGAAAUAGAAUCAAAUAUCUGCAGAGAAGGAGGACCACUCCCUGACUGUUUCACCACUCCAUUAAGGCAAGCAUGGACAACAAUGGAAAAAUAUAAAUGGAGCUUCCGAACUUGGUUGAUAAUGAGUUUUUGCACAUUAUUGGCUACUGCGGAGUAGUGGUUAUGUUACUGCACUACGGCAGCUGAGGAUUAUGAGUCUGGCAAACAAGGUUAUUAUUACGAGAGGUGACUGUAAACCUUUAAACCUGAUUCACCAGUGACUUCUGGCCAAAAAAAAAAUCUGCGUCCUUGUAAGUCUGGCCUGGAUUGACUCCAGACUCAGCAGCGUGGUUGUCUGUGAAAUGCCCUGUCAAGCUAUUCCGUUGUUAAGUAGGUAAUUUGCUGCCAUCUUCUCAAGGACAAUUAGUGAUGGACAUUAAAUGCUGGUUUUGUCAACAUUGUAUGAAUGUAUUAGUAAAGAAGGUACAAUUGAUUUAUGAGCUAUUAAGUGCAUUAGACUUUGUCUUCAAUUUGGCACCUGAAAAUUCAGAAGUACAAAGUAACUGAAUUAUAACUAGACAAAUUUAGUGGUGGAACAGAAUGGGGUGAAGCACAAAUAUGAUGAGCCAAUUGGCUGACUUUUUGGAACAAGGACAAUCUGUAAAUGUUGACUGCAGUACUUGAUGGUAAAUAUUGAUCAAUAUCCAGAUUGUUUUCUUCAUCUUCAUUUAUAAAUAACCUGUUCUUUU